Molecule: messenger RNA, 2047 nt
Organism: Beta vulgaris subsp. vulgaris (sugar beet)
Lineage: Eukaryota; Viridiplantae; Streptophyta; Magnoliopsida; Caryophyllales; Amaranthaceae
Product: polyamine oxidase 5
Biological process (GO): polyamine catabolic process
Cellular component (GO): peroxisome
Molecular function (GO): polyamine oxidase activity
Source: RefSeq, a predicted model, not a curated record
AACAAUUAUUUGAGGAGCAGUCAGGUGCAAACCGAACACAAAGAGAGGAGAGAGAAAGAGAAAAAAACCAACCAAACAAACCAACAAAGAAAUAGAUAGAAAAAGAGAGAGAAAAAGAUCAGAGAACAAAAAUCAAUCAAAUUCUAUGCCACCAAAGAUAGAUCAAUUUGCUUUAGGUUUGAUUAAAGGAAGCUUCAUAAUUGCAGAAUUGAAAUUAUCAGAUCUCAACACAACACAUGAGCUUGUUUGAUAAGCUUCGUUGUUCUCCCCCUAAUAUUCAUAAUUGCCGCCUUAUUGCCGGCAUUCUUCUCUUUCUUCUUUUUCAUUCUAGUCAAUUGAUUUCCAAUUUCUUGCUUCCUAUAAAACCCUAAUUUCAUCGAUUCAUCCCCCUUUUCAUUUGAUCUUAAUCUUUUUGGUACGUCAUUUAUAUUUCCGAUUUUUAUUUGUUGAUUUCGUGUUACCAUAAAUGGAGCAUAAUCAGCAUGUCGCCGAUCACAUUUUGAACGCUUCAAGUACUCGAUGCAUCGAGAGAAGAACUGCCGCAACUCGUUCGGUCAUUGUUAUUGGUGGUGGUAUUUCUGGAGUUGCUGCUGCUCGUUAUCUCGUUAAUGCAUCGUUUAAGGUGCUUUUGUUGGAAUCACGUGAUAGACUCGGUGGCAGAAUUCAUACUGAUUAUUCCUUUGGCUGUCCAGUUGACAUGGGGGCGUCGUGGCUGCAUGGUGUCUGCAAUGAGAAUCCAUUGGCUCCUUUAAUACGUUCAUUGGGGCUUAGAUUAUAUCGUACUAGUGGUGACAACUCUGUGAUAUAUGACCAUGAUCUUGAAAGUUGUAACCUCUUCACCAAGGAUGGACAACGGAUUCCUCAACAGAUGGUCAUCGAAGUUGGUGAAAUAUUCAAAAAGAUCCUCAUGGAGACUGAGAAAAUUAGGGAUUCCCACAAUGAUGACAUGUCAGUUCUUCAAGCAAUUUCAAUGGUGCUGGACACACAUCCACAGCUGAGACAAGAAGGGCUGGCACAUGAAGUUCUACAGUGGUACUUGUGUAGAUUGGAAGCUUGGUUUGCUGCUGAUGCAGAUAUGAUAUCUUUGAAGACUUGGGAUCAGGAGCAAGUUCUUUCUGGUGGUCAUGGACUAAUGACGCAAGGUUAUUACCCUUUAAUAAAUGCACUUGCAAAGGAUAUUGACAUAAAGCUGAAUCACAGGGUUUCAAAGAUUUCCAGUGGACUUGACAUGGUGAAGGUGACGGUAGAUGAUGGCAUGGAAUUUGUCGCUGAUGCCGCAAUCAUAACAGUGCCUCUUGGUGUUCUUAAAGCCAACUUGAUUGAAUUUGCGAAGUUGCCAGAUUGGAAGAUGUCUGCAAUUUCCGAUCUUGGGGUGGGAAAUGAGAAUAAGAUUGCUUUGAGAUUUUCUGAUGUGUUUUGGCCAGAUGUUGAAUUGUUAGGAAUGGUUACCCCCAAUUCUUUCACAUGUGGUUAUUUUCUCAAUCUGCACAAAGCAAUUGGAAGCCCAGUCCUUGUCUAUAUGAUUGCGGGCAGGUGCGCCUAUGAUCUUGAGAAGCUUUCAGACGAGGCAGCAGUGAAUUUUGUAAUGUUACAGCUCAAGAAAAUGUUUCCAAAUGCUACUGAGCCGGUCCAGUAUCUUGUUUCUCGUUGGGGAACAGAUCCGCACUCUCUUGGUUGUUAUUCGUACGACUUAGUGGGAAAGCCUACAGAUGUAUAUGAAAGACUAAGAGCACCAGUUGGUAGCCUCUUCUUUGGUGGUGAAGCUGUUAGUAUGGAGGACCACCAAGGUUCUGUGCAUGGAGCUUACUCGGCAGGAAUCAUGGCCGCUGAGAAUUGUCAGAGCCAUCUCUUUGAAAGACUUGGUAACAUGGAGAAGUUCCAUCUUAACCCCUGUAGGGAAGAAAGUUAUGAUAAUUCUAUUCCUCUUCAAAUUUCAAGGAUAUAAUCAUAUAAACAUGAUAACAAACUUGACAGAGGAUUCUGAUAGUCUUACUGUUCAUUUAACUUUGUAAUAAUUUUCUAAAAGUAAUAUACUUGGUCUUUCUCA